Molecule: messenger RNA, 3168 nt
Organism: Ustilago hordei
Lineage: Eukaryota; Fungi; Basidiomycota; Ustilaginomycetes; Ustilaginales; Ustilaginaceae
Exons: 2
Coding region: 1-3168 (1055 amino acids)
Biological process (GO): protein ubiquitination
Cellular component (GO): CCR4-NOT complex
Molecular function (GO): ubiquitin-protein transferase activity; RNA binding
Source: RefSeq, a predicted model, not a curated record
AUGGCCAAGAGGACGGCUCCUACCACCAACACCACCGGUCCGGCGUUUCCACCGCUUGGACUGGUGGUCGGUCCAGGUGCACCAGCUGCCGACUCUCUCAACCAUGGCUCGCAUUCGUAUUCACAUAGCGCCAACCAUGCGCCCAGCCCACCACCACCACCAGAGACGCAUAAUGCCGCCAACGGUCUACCACCAGCGCCGAACAAAUUUGACGUCAGCCAAGCUCAGCAGUGCCGAUUACAGGAUGCGUAUUGGUCAGAUGAAGAGGAGGACAUGGACUGCCCAUUGUGCUUGGAAGAGAUCGAUCUCUCGGACGCCAACUUCAAGCCAUGCCCAUGUGGAUACCAGAUCUGCCGAUUCUGCUGGCAUCACAUCAAGCAGAACUUGAACGGAAGAUGUCCAGCAUGUCGUCGCAAGUAUUCGGAUCAGACGGUAGAGUUCAAGCCCAUGACUGCUGAAGAGAUCAAGAGGCUUACACAGGCAAAGAAGCAGAAGGAGAGGGAAAAGAAGGAACUCGAGUCCAUGAACCGCAAGCAUCUGGCCAACAUGCGUGUAGUUCAGAAGAAUCUCGUCUACGUCGUCGGUCUCAGCUCUAAACUCGCCAAGGAGGAGCUUAUCCCUACCCUGCGCAGCAACGAGUACUUCGGACAGUAUGGACGCAUCUCCAAGAUCUUGAUCAGCAAACGGAAUACCGCAUCCAAGCUUAUCAUGGGAACUUCCGAGACAGCGCUUGGCGUCUAUGUCACAUAUCAUCGCAAGGAGGAUGCCGCAAAGGCAAUCGUUGCUAUCGACGGCAGCAAGGGAAGCGACGGCAGGAUCAUUCGAGCGAGUUACGGCACCACCAAAUACUGCACCACCUAUUUACGCAACUUGCCAUGCACCAAUCCAGGAUGCACCUACCUGCAUGAGCCUGGAGAGGAGGCCGACAGCUUUACGAAAGAGGAUCUCUCCACACUGCGUCACGCCGCCAAAGACACCGAAAACAAGGUCAAACCAGCUUCCUUGGGCAUUACACAACCGCCAAAGCGAUCCGACUUCUUCAGCAGCGCAGAUGCCGAGUCAUCGGCUCUACCAAAGACAGCUUCCUGGGCGUCUGGAAAGCCCAUGUCGGCUGCACCUUCGCCUGCGUUGGUCAUUGUCGGUAGUCCCUUCCGCGAUUCCGACAUGCCACCGUUGUCCGCAAGCUCAGCAUCUGCCCUGGCAAGGAAAGCAAGUUCGCAGAAGCCAUCUACCCCGAAAGCCCAGAAGCAAUCUUCGACCUCAAAGAACAAGCUUGCUCUCGCCAGUGGUCGACCCGAAUCUCCAACUGUACUUGGCACCGAUUCGCCCAUCACAUCUCGGCCGUCUUCUCCUCUGCCUGGCAAAGCACAGCCCACAUCGACGGCAGAGGCUAAUUCGACAACAUCCACAGCGACAUCACGAAAAGAGCAGAGCGCUUCGGCAACUCCGAAAGCGGCAGGGACCGAUUCACCACUACCUCCACCUCCCGGAUUUGCCAAGGCUUCGCCACCUCCAGGUUUGGCACGGUCCGCAUCGACGACAGAUUCUCGACCGACGACACCACAGACCGAGAGCGAUCAUCCCAAUUCCAACUACCAGCCUUCCUCGAGCGCUCAAGCGUUGCUCGACGACAUGCUGCAGAGACGAGAAGCAGAGCCAGAGAUCGUCAAGCCCAGUCCAUUCCCCGACUUCGACGAUGCUCUCUCGAGCUUCAAAGAUGGCGACUUUUCGUUCAACUUGCCCGCUAACCAGCAGCUUGCCAACAACGACGGACCCUCCGAGCUCACCAGUGCUUUCACAACCUUCAGUCCGUUUGGUGCGCCGCCCGGUGUUUUGGCUGUUCAUUCCAGCCUCGUGACCGCUGGAACGCCCCCUCCUGGUAUCGUGAGAGCACCCAACCGCAGCUCGACUGCUUCUCCGGCUCCUCUCAGCUACUCAGGCUCGUUUGAUCCUUUUGCGCCUGGCGCUGGAGAGACGAUCAAGGAGGAUGGCAGCUCGUUCGGUGACAGCCCUUACCCGAGCUCGUUCAACAUCACCGAUCAGACGAGGAGGAUGCUGGGACAGGACAGCCAUGUCGGUGCAGGUUUCGGCGGCGGCAGCAUCGGUGUUGGUGGUAUCGGCCAGGAGGACUCGCUCGAGACAGGACAGGAUGCAUCCAAGCGUGCCUCGCGCUUCGACUUUGCCAAGCGAAAGGAGUCUGACUCCUUCAUGGGUGCUUCGCCUUUGCGUACAGAGCUGAUGCAGCAGGGCUUCCGCGAUGGGGACAGCUGCGGAGUUGGAAAGGAUGCCACCAGCCUGUUGGGCAGUGUCUUUGAUCAGGACAACACAGCUGAUCGCUUGAACGGACUUGGAGAUGGUGGAGCUUCUGCCGCAGCAGUAUUCGGCUUGAACGGCGGACGCGAGUCUGGUGGAUUCCCGGGUAUGGGUCUCUCGAGGCCACCCCCCGGCAUUGGUGGUCCUGGUGGCUUUGGCAGUCGCUUCGGUACCAACACGCCUCCUCCCGGCAUCUCUGCUCCUGCCAGCCGCCAGCAGCAGGCUUUGCUUGCAUCGUUGCACCAGCUCGGAGGUAGCAGCCUUGGUGGCAAUGCAUCCGAUUCGCUCCAGCAACAACAACAACAACAACAACAACAACAACAGCAGCAGCAGCAGCAGCAGCAGCCCCAGCUCACCAACGGUAGCGGUGUCAGUUUCCUCGCUGAACUUCAGCAGCAGGCAGCCCAACGAGCUCAGCAGCAAGCGCAAUUUGCAUCGGGUGGCAGGGAUCACUCUGAGCAGAACCGACUCAAUGGUAGUGGCAACGGCAAUCCCUCGGACCCCUUGUUGGCUCAGCUGCUUGCAGGACGUCGCACAGGCUACGGUGGUCAACAAGGCUCUGGAUCCGACCUGCCUUUCAAUGACCCAGCCAUCAUGUCGAUGACCCGUGCACAGGUUCAGGUCGCCCAGCAACAACAGCAGCAGCAGCAGUUCGGCGGCAACCGCUAUGGAGGUGGAAUGGGAGGCUUCGGUGGCUCUUUUUCGCCUUAUGACCAGCUGAACAGCGGCAAUGCUGGAUUUGGUGGCUCUGCUCCUCAAUACGGCGACCACCAGCGGUUUAUGCAGCAGCAGCAACAGCAGCAAGGUCAGGGUCAAGGUCAAGGUCAAGCCUCGCCGUAUCCGAACAUGUCCUAA